AUGAAUCAUUGCAUUUUUUUGCGGCCCCCAAGUGGUCAAAAUCUAAGUGACGAUAUUGUAGGGGGUGUGCUACAGCGCAGCAAGUCAUACCGCUCUAGCUAUGUGACACGAGAUCAACAAACAAGCUCGUCUGAAACUUGGAAUCGACGUUGUGAUUUACCUGCGGCGGUGGACCGGGAGUUUUCUUUAGCGGAAAGAAAGAGGAAGAGACAAGAUUCCAAUGACUCUUUCAGCUCCAAUGCAAGGCUACUCGCUAUUUCUAGCAGCGACUUGCAACCUCUUCGACCGGAACAUCGGUUUGAAAGAGGUGAAGAGCAGCAAGCUGUGAUAACGGAAUGGGUUCAAUCGCACAUUGCACAUCAACGGGAGAUUCGUCGAUUGAGACAAAUCCGCUAUCGAAGGAAAAAAGAAGAAUACACGGCAAGUCUUGAGGAGGGAAACCAUCAGCUCCGAAAGGAGAUUGAGAAACUACAAGAACGUCAUCGUGCCAUUUCCGCUGCUGUACCAAGUAAAAAGACUCCUUGGAAUGUUGUAGUCGAGUAUUUUCGAUUCUUUCGUUUUGGGUAUCAAAAGCCCACCCCAACCCGCGAAUCUAUGAAGAAUAUGCAGACAUCUGCACAACUCACUUUCUUGCAAACAACAAUGGCACCAGAUGUCGUGUUUAAUGCAGGACAUGGUGUGGAAUCGAUUAUGACAAAUUGGGAGUAUUUUACGCUGUGGUUCCAAGACGUCGAGAUUGAGCUAAUCGGGUUGGUAAAAAGUGGGGUGGGCUCCUUUAUAGCCUCAAUCACUACCAGUUUUACAAUUACUGAACGUUCACUCGACCAAAUUUUUCCGAGCUUGAUUAAAUGUAGAGAUAGCGAGGGCUUGCCACUUGGUCCGAAGCUUUUGGGGCAGCGGAUUGUCAUGCGUGGAUCAACGCGAUUUGAUUGGGAUUAUAGCUAUGGUCGAGUUGUGAGCGUCAUCAGUGUGUCGGAUAUGCUCACACCAAUGCUCAAUAUCUUUGGUUCCUUAGAGGACGUGUCGCAAGUCUUUGAAAGAUCGCUGAUAUCUUUAACUCCAAACUGCGGACUGCAGUGGGCACUGUAG
Molecule: messenger RNA, 1089 nt
Organism: Peronospora farinosa
Lineage: Eukaryota; Oomycota; Peronosporomycetes; Peronosporales; Peronosporaceae
Source: the annotation of a GenBank genome assembly